CCGGCGCGCGGAGAGACAGUUACGAACUCACAAUCAUUUCUUUAGGCGGUAAAGGGGGGAAAAGUUCGUGAGGAAAAAUAAAAAAAGGAAGAUCUUCAGUGGACUCUACCUGAAAAUCUCAGCGGACAUGGUUUUGAAUAUUUUGAUCAUCGAUUUCAAUUGCAACAAUCGAAUAAUCAGAGAUUAAUCUGCGAUCCGAUUAUUGCCGUAAUGGAGAAAGAGAUCGAGUUGCUUUCCAGAGUCACCGUAAAUCAUCUGUUCCUCGCACAAUUCGAGGCUUUCAGGGCCACUUUGCUCAGCUUGCGAAAGCGAAAACCCGAGCUUGCCAUUGCAAUCCUUCAGGCCAUCGUAGCUCAAGGAGGAAGGGUUAAUGGCGUGCUGUGGUCGAGCACAUGCGGCUCCCCGGCGCUGCUCGCGUGGUUGUCAGCUAUGGAGCUGCUCGAAUUCGAAGACGCAUCGUCGAUCUGGAAUCUCGAUCCCGAGAUAUUGCGGUUGAAAGUUGAAUUCCUUCUUCUUGUACAGCUCGUCUCUUCUAGAGUUUCAGAAAGUAUUCGAAGACUUGUGGUUUUGGAGAGUAUAGAGAAAGAAGAUGUUUCCAGUGAGAAUUUUGAGUCUCGGCCUGAGUAUUUCUCUGAAGGAGCGGAUUUGAAGGAUUCGAGUGGUGCUUUGGUUGAUUCUCUAAAUUUUCUGGACCGUAUUUCGGAUUUAGGUGUACGGCGGUUGAAGGUCGAUGUUACUGAAGCUGACAUUGGGCCAUCUGAUGUAGUUAUUUCCUUUGAAGACGCGGAAGUACAAUGCCUGAGGAAGGUAAUCCUUGACCAGGCAGAGAUUUUUGACGCCCUGUGUUGGAAUAUUCAGAAGCAAGUUAACUGGUCCGACCCCUAUGAUUCUGUUUUGGCAAUUACUGUGAACACCGAAGAGAAGGUGGGUCUGGGUUACUCAGAAGAGGAAUUGAAAAUUCUAGCUUUAAUUCAGAAGAAUGUUCAGAUGGCACAUUUGGAAGCUUUGAAAGAGCGUCUGAAGGAGGGCGAUGAGAGUGGUGCUGUUUCUCAUAUUCGUUUUCUUCAUACAGAUAAUGGUGUUUUGGAGACUGAAUAUCGGUUGUGCUUGCAAGAUCUAAUGAAGAGGAUUUGGUCCGGAAGAAAUGGUUUUGGGGCCAACUGGCAUGCCAUACGGGAAAAAAUGUUAUUGGUGUUUGGAGAAGCUCUCUCGUCAAACUGCACACAAGUUGUACGGAUGAUCCAGAUCAUUCAAGAUGAAUUGCUUUCUGAAGAAAUUGAGAUGUACAGAGCUUGUGAUGCAAAUGGUAUCCCACCUCUUGGUCGUCUUCAGAGUUAUUUUAUAGAGUUGGGACAAGAUGCAAAUCUAGAUGAUAAAACUUCAAAACUGAGUAUGGCAAUCAGUUCUUGCAUGAGGGACAUGUACCACUAUAUGCGUGUCUCUGGAUUACACACACUGGAAUGUGUUAUGGAUAAUGCUCUGUCUGCUGUCAAGAGGGAACAGCUUCAUGAAGCUAGCAAUGUUCUUUCUUUGUAUCCCCUUCUUCAACCCCUGGUAGCUGUUAUGGGUUGGGAUUUAUUGUCUGGCAAAACAGUUGCUCGGAAAAAACUGAUGCAAGUUUUGUGGAGAAGCAAGUCACAGGUAUUAAGGCUGGAAGAGUUCUCCCUCCAUGGCAAACAAUCAGAUGAGAUAUCUUGCGUGGAGCAUCUUUGUGAUACUUUGUGUUAUCAUCUAGAUCUUGCUUCUUUUGUUGCCUGUAUCAAUUCUGGUCAGGCAUGGAGUUCCAAGUCUUCACUAUUGUUUUCUGGAAAAGAACAAAAUGUGGAUGAAAAUGAGGGUGCACAAUUGGACCCUUUUGUUGAAAACUUUGUGCUGGAACGACUUGCUGUUCAGACUCCUUUGAGGGUCUUGUUUGAUGUAGUUCCAGGCAUAAAAUUUCAAGAUGCCAUUGAGCUAAUCAGCAUGCAGCCCAUUGCUUCAAAUGCAGCAGCUUGGAAGAGGAUGCAGGAUAUUGAACUCAUGCACAUGCGUUAUGUUUUGGAAUCUACCGUGCUUGCUUUAGGUGCUAUGGAAAAGAGUGUGACUGAUGAAAGUGAAAACAAUCAACGAAAGGCAUUAUGUUAUUUAAAAGACUUGCAGAACCAUCUAGAGGCCAUUACUAAUAUCCCUCGUAAGAUAUUUAUGGUGAGCAUUAUCAUCUCACUUCUACAUAUGGACGACAUCUCCCUGAAUAUGGAGCGUUGUGCCUCAGCCCAGAGCUAUCCUGAAUCACCAUACAUGUCUAUUUGGGACCAAACCGAUCCUAGUACCAUAUGUGAAAGGGGAAACAAAAUGGUGGUAUCUUUCACAGGGUUUCUACUUGAAAUAUUACAUCACAAUUUACCAUCAGGUGCUGGAUUUGAACAAGACCACAUGUUGAGCAGUGGUGUUACUACUGAAGGAAAACAGGCCAUGGAUUGGAGAGUUUCAAAUGCUGAGCAUUUUAUUGAAGAUUGGGAAUGGCGUUUGUCUAUUUUGCAACGCCUUCUUCCAUUAUCUGAACGCCAGUGGAGUUGGAAGGAGGCACUGACCAUACUACGUGCAGCUCCUUCUAAAUUGUUAAACCUUUGCAUGCAAAGGGCAAAGUAUGAUAUUGGAGAAGAGGCUGUGCAUAGGUUUUCCUUACCCCCUGAGGAUAAAGCUACUCUUGAACUUGCUGAAUGGGUAGAUCAUGCUUUUAGAAAAGCAUCGGUAGAAGAUGCAGUCUCUCGUGUUAUAGACGGAUCUUCUUCGACUGUACAGGAACUAGAUUUUGCAUCCUUGCGUUCUCAGCUAGGUCCUUUAUCGACUAUUCUUCUCUGUAUUGAUGUUGCUGCAACUUCUGCAAGGUCAGUGAAUAUGUCGAAACAGCUUCUAGACCAGGCUCAAGUCAUGCUUUCUGAGAUCUAUCCAGGAAGCUCUCCAAAAAUAGGUUCAACUUAUUGGGAUCAGAUUCAAGAAGUGACGAUAAUUUCUGUCACAAGGCAUGUCCUAAAGCGUCUAAAUGAAUACUUGGAACAGGAAAGAUCACCAACCCUUCAGGCAAUACUUUCGGGAGAAGCAAGCAUUACUUCAUCCAAGGAGUCUAGCCGACAUGGGCAAAGGCAACGCACACUGGCUAUACUUCACCAGAUGAUUGAAGAUGCUCAUAGGGGAAAGCGACAAUUUUUGAGUGGGAAGCUUCAUAAUCUUGCUAGAGCUGUUGCUGAUGAAGAAACAAAUACAAAUCUUAUUAGAGGGGAAGGACCUUAUUCUGAUAAGAAAAUGGUCUCAAACUUUGAUAGGGAUGGAGUGCUUGGGCUUGGGCUGGGAGUCAUCAAACAAACACCCUUUAGGUCAGCAACUGGAGACAACAACCUGCAAGCUGCUGGUUAUGAUAUGAAAGAUACUGGAAAGAGAUUAUAUGGUCCCCUGAGUUCCAAACCUACUACAUAUCUUUCAGCAUUUAUUCUGUACAUAGCAACAAUUGGCGACAUAGUUGAUGGGAUUGAUACAACUCAUGAUUUCAACUUUUUCUCACUUGUAUAUGAAUGGCCUAAAGAUCUUUUAACCCGUCUAGUUUUUGAGCGUGGCAGCACCGAUGCCGCUGGAAAGGUAGCAGAUAUCAUGUGUGCUGAUUUUGUGCAUGAAGUUAUCUCAGCUUGUGUGCCACCUGUGUAUCCUCCACGUUCAGGUCAUGGCUGGGCCUGCAUCCCCAUGCUUCCUACUUUUUCUAAGACUCGCCUGGAAAAUAAAGCAUUUCUCUGCUCUUCUAAAGAAGCCAAGUCAAGUUCAUAUGUCCCUUCCUCAGUGAGACCUGAAAUCCCACUUUACCCUCUACAACUAGAUAUAGUGAAACAUUUGGCUAAAUUAUCUCCAGUGAGGGCUGUCUUAGCAUGCGUUUUUGGGAGUAGCAUGUUAUAUGGUGGUAACGAAUCAUCUAUGUCCAGUUCCUUGUACGAUGGAUCAGUACAGUCAUCUGAUGCUGAUAGGUUAUUCUAUGAAUUUGCUCUUGAUCAAUCUGAAAGAUUUCCAACUCUGAACCGAUGGAUACAGAUGCAGACAAACCUUCAUAGGGUAUCAGAAUCUGCUAUAACAUCUAAGCAGAGUACUAACAAUGGCAAAGUGAAACCUGAGGUAAAAGCGGCCGUCAAGCGAUUACGUGAACCUGACAGUGAUACUGAGUCAGAAUCUGAUGACAAUGUUGUCAGCAGUCAUGCUUCUACGACUUUGCCAGAAUCCAAUAAUCAAGGCAAUGCAACUUCUGACCCUUGGAGAGAUGCCCCAAAAUCUGAGAAUGUUGAACUUGAUACAACCACCUUUCUUUCUUUUGAUUGGGAGAAUGAGGGUCCAUAUGAAAAAGCUGUUGAGAGGUUGAUUGGUGAAGGAAAAUUAAUGGAUGCUCUUGCUCUUUCGGAUCGCUGUUUACGCGAUGGAGCAUCUGAUCGAUUACUUCAGUUACUAAUUGAACGUGGAGAGGAAAACCACUCAAUGGCUGGGCAACCUCAAGGUUUUGGAGCCCAUAAUUUCUGGAGCAACAGUUGGCAGUAUUGUCUAAGGUUGAAAGACAAGCAGUUGGCAGCAAGGCUUGCUCUCAAAUAUCUACACAGAUGGGAGCUAGAUGCUGCUAUGGAUGUUCUCACAAUGUGCAGCUGCCACUUGCCUGCAAGUGAUCCAGCUAGGAAUGAGGUAUUGCAAAUGAGACAGGAUUUGCAGAGGUACAGUCACAUUUUACGUGCAGAUGACCAUUAUAGCAGCUGGCAAGAGGUUGAAGCUGAUUGUAAAGCAGAUCCUGAAGGUCUUGCACUUAGAUUAGCCGGAAAAGGAGCAGUUUCUGCUGCUUUAGAAGUUGCUGAAAGUGCAAACUUAUCUAUAGAAUUGCGAAGAGAACUGCAAGGACGACAACUUGUGAAGCUUCUCACUGCAGACCCACUUAAUGGUGGAGGUCCAGCAGAAGCUUCUCGAUUUCUUUCUUCACUACGUGACUCUGAUGAUGCUUUACCUGUUGCAAUGGGUGCAAUGCAACUGUUGCCAAACCUACGCUCAAAGCAGCUUCUUGUUCACUUUUUCCUAAAGAGAAGAGAUGGAAAUCUAUCGGAUGUCGAAGUUUCUCGUCUAAACUCUUGGGCCUUGGGCCUUCGUGUUCUAGCAGCUUUGCCGGUGCCCUGGCAGCAAAGAUGCUCUUCCCUUCAUGAGCACCCUCAUUUAAUUCUGGAAGUUUUGUUAAUGCGGAAGCAACUUGAAUCUGCUUCUUUGAUCCUUAAAGAAUUCCCCACAUUAAGGGACAACAAUUUAAUUCUCAUGUAUUCCACCAAAGCUAUUGCUGUCGGUGUUGUCUCUCCUUCAAGAGAACAACGGGUAUCUGCCUCAGGUCCAAGACCAAAGCAGAAAUCAAGAACUGGCAUGACUAGUAGGUUAAAUUUUACUAGCAGCUUCAGUAACUUUCAAAAAGAGGCUAGGAGAGCCUUUUCUUGGACCCCCCGUGAUACUGGAAAUAAGAUUGCUCCGAAAGAGGUUUAUCGGAAAAGAAAGAGCUCGGGAUUGACACCAUCUGAAAGAGUUGCUUGGGAGGCAAUGGCUGGUAUUCAAGAAGAUCGUGUUUCAACAUACACUGCAGAUGGGCAAGAACGUCUUCCAGCUGUUUCAAUUUCUGAGGAAUGGAUGCUCACAGGUGAUCCAAUUAAGGAUGAUUCUGUUCGCUCCUCACAUCGAUAUGAGAGUGCACCUGACAUAAUUCUUUUUAAGGCAUUACUUUCCUUGUGCUUUGAUGAGUUAGUAUCUGCCAAAGGUGCUCUGGAGUUAUGCAUUGCCCAGAUGAAGAAUGUUUUGAGUUCUCAGCAGUUGCCUCUGGAUGCAUCCAUGGAAACUUUAGGGCGAGCAUAUCAUGCAACAGAAACUUUUGUACAGGCACUCUUGCAUGCUAAAGGCCAGCUGAAGAAACUUGCAGGGAGUAGUGACUUAUCAAGUGUCUCUGAAAGAAGUAGGGAUAUUGAUGAUGCUUCUUCAGAUGCUGGCAGCUCUAGUGUUGGUAGCCAGUCAACAGAUGAGUUAUCUGAACUUCUAUCACAAGCAGAUAUAUGGCUAGGACGUGCUGAGUUGCUUCAGAGCCUUCUUGGAUCAGGAAUUGUUGCUUCUCUUGAUGAUAUUGCUGACAAGGAAUCAUCGGCACAUCUCAGAGACAGGUUAAUUAAAGAUGAAAGGUAUAGCAUGGCUGUCUAUACUUGCAAAAAGUGCAAGAUUGAUGCUUUUCUUGUAUGGAAUGCAUGGGGACAUGCUUUAAUUCGUAUGGAACAUUAUGCUCAGGCGCGUGUGAAAUUUAAGCAAGCUCUUCAGUUGCACAAGGGUGAUCCUGCGCCCGCCAUUCAGGAGAUCAUAAAUACGAUAGAAGGAGGUCCACCAGUUGAUGUUUCAUCUGUUCGUUCCAUGUAUGAACAUUUGGCUAGAAGUGCACCUACAAUCCUGGAUGAUUCUCUAUCUGCUGAUUCAUACCUUAAUGUUCUAUAUAUGCCAUCUACAUUUCCACGUUCUGAGAGGUCUAGAUGGUCUCAAGAAUCUGCAAACAAUCAUUCCAUGUCAUCUAGUUCUGAUUUUGAGGAUGGUCCCCGCAGCAACCUUGAUAACAUUCGAUACCUUGAAUGUGUUAACUAUUUGCAAGAAUAUGCACGCCAACAUUUGCUUGGUUUUAUGUUCAGACAUGGUCACUACCAUGAUGCUUGUAUGCUGUUUUUCCCUGAAAAUGCUGUUCCUCCACCACCCCAACCAUCAUCAGUUGGGGCAGUUACUGCUGCUUCAUCCCCUCAAAAGCCUGAUCCUUUGGCAACUGAUUAUGGGACCAUUGAUGAUUUGUGUGAUUGGUGUGUUGGUUAUGGUUCUAUGCCUGUUUUGGAGAAUGUCAUUUCAACAAGAUUGUCCUCUUCUUCACCACAGGAUGUGGCAGUGAACCAGUAUACUUUUGCCGCACUUGCUCGCAUAUGCAUAUAUUGUGAAACUCAUCGGCAUUUUAAUUAUCUAUACAAGUUUCAGGUAAUCAAGAAGGACCAUGUAGCUGCUGGGCUCUGCUGUAUCCAAUUAUUUAUGAACUCAUCUUUCCAAGAGGAAGCUAUAAGGCAUUUGGAGAAUGCCAAGAUGCAUUUUGAAGAAGGGUUGUCAGCACGGCACAAGGCGGGGGAAUCCACUAAGCUUAUCCCUAAGGGCGUCCGAGGAAAAAGUGCCUCAGAAAAGCUCACUGAAGAGGGGCUUGUCAAGUUAUCUGCUCGUGUAAAAAUCCAGGUGGAUGUUGUGAAAGCUUACAAUGUUGCAGAGGGACCACAGUGGAAGCAUUCUCUUUUUGGAAAUCCAAAUGAUCCUGAUACUUUCAGGAGAAGAUGUGAGAUUGCAGAGACUCUUGCUGAAAAGAACUUUGACUUGGCUUUCCAAGUAGUAUAUGAAUUUAAUCUUCCUGCUGUUGAUAUCUAUGCUGGAGUUGCAGCAUCACUUGCUGAGAGGAAGAAAGGUGGUCAGUUGACAGAAUUUUUGAGAAAUAUCAAAGGCACAAUUGAUGAGGAUGAUUGGGACCAAGUGUUGGGAGCAGCAAUUAAUGUGUAUGCCAACAAACACAAAGAACGCCCUGACCGUCUCAUAGACAUGCUAAUCAGCAGUCACAGGAAGGUUUUGGCAUGUGUUGUAUGUGGCCGUCUAAAAAGUGCUUUCCAAAUUGCUUCUCGAAGUGGAAGUGUGGCUGAUGUUCAAUACGUAGCACAUCAGGCAUUACACGCAAAUGCACUGCCAGUGCUUGAUAUGUGCAAACAAUGGUUGGCUCAAUACAUGUAAAUUUAUGUAAAAUCUUCAUUAUUUUUGAAAGAGAACUGUUGAGUCGGUACCAUCUAUUCACCAUUCAGAAAAUCAAAUAGUUUUAUGUAAAGGGGGGAUUGUAAAAAGGAAAAGAGUUGGGGGAGGGGCGAGGAGGUUACAAUGUAUCAUAAGUUGAGCAAGACAAAAUAGUCUUUUCACUUUUGAUUCUGUUGUGUUGACACAUGAUGUGAAGAAUAUAGUUAAUGCAAAUAAGAUAUGUAAGAAAAAUGGUGCUAGAAAAUAUUGAUAUCAAAUAUUCUCUGCUA
Messenger RNA from Nelumbo nucifera (sacred lotus), 8093 nucleotides. Its product is annotated as zinc finger FYVE domain protein. Lineage: Eukaryota; Viridiplantae; Streptophyta; Magnoliopsida; Proteales; Nelumbonaceae. The record is from RefSeq and is a predicted model, not a curated record.